AUGCCCACCGUUGUUGGCAAGCAAGUCGGCCCAAUCGGCUACGGCCUCAUGAGCCUCGGGCUCGGGCUCGGGACAGCCCCCGACUCCAACUCGGACGAGUCCAGCCUGGCCGCCAUCAAGACCGCCGUAGAGUGCGGCUGCACGUUCCUCAACGGCGCCGAGUUCUACGGCCGCGGCCCGGACGACAACUCGCUCGCCCUCCUCCGCCGCUACUUCGCCAGGUACCCCCAGGACGCGGACCGGGUCGUCGUCAACAUCAAGGGCGGCCGACACUCCAACAUGGUCCGCUUCGACGGAAGCAAAGCCGCCGUCACAGCCAGCAUCGAGCACUCGCUCCAGCAACUCGGGCCCGCGGGGAGGAUCGCCCAAUGGGCCCUGGCAAGAAAGGACCCGAGCCACGACUACCAAGACGAGACGCUGGCCGCCAUAGACGCCUUCGUCAGGAGCGGCCGCAUAGACGGCAUCUCCACGAGCGAGAUCAACCGCGAGACCCUGCGCAGCCCGCAGCUCUCGCUCUUCCACACGGACCCCCUGACCAACGGCUUGCUCGCGGCCUGCGCGGAACUCGACAUCCCCGUCGUUGCGUACUCGCCCCUCGCACGCGGCCUGCUCGGCGGCCGCAUCAAGUCCAUCGACGACCUCGCCCCGGACGACCCGAAGCGCCGCCUGCCGCAGUUCCAGGACGGGAACCUCCAGGCCAAUCUCAAGCUCGUGGAAAAGGUGGCCGCCCUCGCCCGGGAGAAGGGCUGCACCCCGGCCCAGGUCUCGCUCAACUGGCUCCUGUCGCUUUCCAAGCGGCCCGGGAUGCCCGUCAUCAUCCCCAUCCCCGGGUCUUCCGACCCCGAGAGGAUCAAGGAGAACGCCACGAUUACGCACCUCACAGACGACGACCUGGCAGAGAUCGAUGCCAUGCUUCGGGGCUUCGUCGUCGCCGGAGAGAGGUAUCCGGCCGCGUACAUGGGGCAAUUGCAGCUGUGA
Metarhizium album ARSEF 1941 is the source of this 978-nucleotide messenger RNA. Its product is annotated as Aldo/keto reductase. The record is from RefSeq and is a predicted model, not a curated record. Lineage: Eukaryota; Fungi; Ascomycota; Sordariomycetes; Hypocreales; Clavicipitaceae. Bases 1 to 978 code for a protein of 325 amino acids. Gene Ontology annotation, cellular component: cytoplasm. The transcript is spliced from 4 exons.